AGAAUGGUCCACCACCCAAAGGACAUCCAGCCAACUUGACACAACUGUGGGAAGCAUUGGAGUCAACAUGGGCCGGCAUACCUGUGGAACGCUUUYGACACCUUGUAGAGUCCAUGCCCUGAUGAAUUGAGGMUGUUCUGAAGGCAAAAGUGGGGGGUGCAAGUCAAUAUUAGGAAGGUAUUGCUAAUGUUUUGUAUACUCAGUGUACAUCUGGCCUAAUGAGUGCCAUCUCUCCCUUUAAGGUUACCUCCAUGACAUGCUCUCUCUAACUCCUGUCAUCCCUUACUAACGAAAGGGGGAGCCCCAUAAUUGGAUAGUGAAACUCAAAAUGUCACAUUAAUGAAGAGAAGAUUAUAGGAGCGAAUGAGAGGUUAAACCACUAUGACUCACUAAUCUGGUCAAUUUCUUCCUCAUCAGUCAUCAAACCUUACACCUCAAUUACAGAUAAUAUAGCAGCGUCAUCAUGACUAACACUUCAGUUGCAUAUCAUGUUGCGGCAUCAUCACGCCUAGAUACUAUUUUGUGCAAGGACACUAUUGGUGUGAUCAAGGCGUUAUGCCUCGAUCACACCUUUAGUGUUAGAGCUAAAUUGUACGCAGCAUCAUCUGGAAAUGUGUGCAACAAAAGUUCAACAUUCACCUUCUGCUACUAUUUCUGUCAAGCCGUCUAUGCAUAUAGUUUUGACGCAUACUGUACGUUCGAUAAAUCCAACAUAUGCACCACACAGAACGCACUGCAACUGCCUCUACAAUGCAAUGCUGCAAGGCAAACACAACGUUCCAUUGGAUAGGAAUGUACUUCUGAUGUACCAAAAUGCAAUGAUGUUGUUGGUGUGAUCGAUGUGAACAGUAACAGAUCAUAUUGCCAAAAAACUUAACUUAGUUUCCUACCCUCUUUGAUAUUGCUGCCCCAAAGAUGUAUGAUUUAGAAGAAUAGUAGAACCUUCUUGAUGGGAUAAAGGUCAGCAAUUUUGGUCAGGGAGUUGGUCAGCCAUGGUUUACCAGUGUUGUGAUAAAAUAUUGGGUAAAAUAAUGAAUUUCAAGAAUUUAUCUACAAUGUAUGUUUGUUAGCUAGCUAGCCAACCAGUUUUAGAAGAAUGAUUCCAUAAAUGUUUUUUAACUGCCAAUAUGCCAACAUUCCAUUCAAACAAUGCAGUCAAUCCACAGAUUAUAAUCAUCAUGGUUGCACAGAUUAUCAACUACUUUUUGGGUUUUGUAGACUCCUAAAAUAAAAUUCCCCAUUGUAGAUUUGACAUUUAUUCUCUAAUGUAUCCAUUUGUUUAUGUCAUGACAUCCAUUGCACUCCCUGUGACUGUUAAUUGAGGGCAAUUAAUUUCAAUUCGUUAUUAUUGCUCUCGGGUGCGGUGAUGAAGUGAAAAUAUAAUUUAAUCCUCUGCGAUGUAAUUUUAGUAUUUGCCUUAUCGGCUUCCGUACGAUGUCGUGGCGUUUCCUAUCUUGCUGAAUUAGUGUUAGCUUGUCAGCUACCAACAAAAAUAGCUAUAGYUGCUCGGAUAAAAUCUCUGACAUUAGCUAUCACCUUAAAGAUAGGAUAUCUUUGAUAGAAUAUAUCAAAAUGAGACGCGCAGGUUUGGGCGAAGGAGGACCUGGAAACUAUGUGGCCAGCGGGUACAGCGCGUAUGAAGAGGAAAAUGAACACUUACAAGAGGGUCUGAGAGCCAAAGUCAGCGCCUUGAAACAUCUGUCAAUAGAUAUUGGAACCGAAGUGAAGUACCAGAACAAAAUGUUGGAUGAUAUGGACUCAGACUUUGACUCAACAGGUGGUUUGCUGGGGGCCACCAUAGGGAGAGUGAAGCAGCUUUCCAGGGGAAGCCAGACCAAGCUCCUGUGCUACAUGCUGCUCUUCUGCCUCUUCGUCUUUACCCUCCUCUACUGGUUUAUCAAACUGAGGUGAUACGUUACAGGAGGCCCCAGCUUUUCCCUCCCUGCCUCCUUCCACUGUCUGUGCCAUAAGUCCGCCACUGGAUCAGAAGACCAGGAUGAUGAUGAUGAUGAUGAUGAUGAUGAUCAAAUCAAAUGUUAAAAUCAAAUUGUCACACGUGCCGACCUUAGCGUCAAAUGCUUACUUAGGAGCCCUUAACUAACAGUGUGACAAUAGGGGGUAAUAAUGCAUGGCUGUCAUUCAUUUUAGACAGCCCUGAUGGAAUGAAUAGACACCGCCAUAAGUUCAUGAUUGUAACGAUGUCCAUUAACGAUGAGGUAUAUUCUAGGUUAAUUUGUAACUGAGUGAUCUAGUUCAUCAGCGAUCUGGUAAGGCUAAGCAGUAACAUACAGUGCAUUUGGGAAAGUAUUCAGACCCCUUGACUUUUUCCACAUUGUUACAUUACAGCAUUCUAAAA
Molecule: messenger RNA, 2356 nt
Organism: Salvelinus sp. IW2-2015
Lineage: Eukaryota; Metazoa; Chordata; Actinopteri; Salmoniformes; Salmonidae
Gene: bet1
Product: Bet1 golgi vesicular membrane trafficking protein
Biological process (GO): vesicle fusion with Golgi apparatus; endoplasmic reticulum to Golgi vesicle-mediated transport
Cellular component (GO): SNARE complex
Molecular function (GO): SNAP receptor activity
Source: RefSeq, a predicted model, not a curated record